UCAGAUGCCAACGCCAAUCUCAGAGAGAUAUCAGAUGACAAUGCCAAUCUCAGAGAGAUAUCAGAUGACAAUGCCAGAAUUGAGAGGGAAGGAGAAAGGACAUAGCAUGUCUACAGUGACUGUGAAGGAGAAAGGGGCUGUGUGUGGAAAAAAGGAUUAUAUGAGGAUUCUACAACUCUAUAAAUCAGCUCUCCAACCACAAACACAAGAUGUGACUCCUGACCUGAAGAUGCCCCUGAUGAAACGUAAGACUGUUUAUAACAGCAGCAGCAGGGACAAUGAUCUGGAGAGAACUAAGCAGGUGGCAAUACAGAAGGAGAUAUCUAUGAGUAAAACAAGGUCAGAGAUUAUGGAGAUGGACAAGGCCAUUGCAGCAAAGCGGCAACAUGUGAACACACUUGAACAAAUCCAUGAGGCGGAGAAAAACAGCUAUGAAGAGAAGCUCAAGAUGCUUGAAUCCAUGGAUGACAGAAAACAUUUUGAAAGAGAUUCCAAGUCCAAACAGGGGCUACAAGUAGCCAAAGAGAAGUUAAUUGGUGAAAUAGGGACCUUGAAAAGUGAACUCGCCAAGAAUGAGGAUAUCCUGGAAAAAUGUAAGUGGUACAAGAACAUUCUGUUCAAGAUGUCACCUCCUGAGUGGCAGGAGGCCAAGAAGGCAAAUGCUUUGAAUGCUAAAGUCCUGUCUGGCAGAAAAGCUCAGGAUGAACAGAACAGGGAGCCUCAAAGAGGUUUGGAGUCCAGUCCAGAUACAAGGACUUCCACCAGAGAGCCCACGCUGUCCUCAGCCCACGACACACUGGUGACACAUUCUAAACUGGACAGUGUCAGCUCGGAAUCUGAGGAGAGGCUGGAGCUAUACUUCUCUGAUGCCGAGCAGAUACUUGAUGGAAUAAGGAAGUUUGAACAAGAGGUCUGGACCCUGAAUCAGCACACUACAAAGUUUGAUGAUGUACUGGACAUCAGACGGCGCACCAUCGAGGCAACCUUGUUGAAACUUAAAGAGCAAGAUGAAAUGCUAACAUUGCAGGUAAGUGACAUGAAGGACAAUAUAGACAGAGAGAAGAAAAGAGGAGCCAUGCUGAAAGAGUGGGUUCAGCUCUAUGACUCCACAUCAGACGAGGAUACUACAAGGGAUGUUCUGAGUGCGAAAGUGGCAGAAGUGUAUCGCUGCUGUGUGGAUAGCUGUUUUCCACUAUUCAUCAGGCAGAAUAUGAUCGGAAUUGAGGCAUAUGUGGCGUCAUUGGAAACACAACUGGGCAGCAUCCCUACAGAACAAUUGAAGAAACUGAAAAAGGCCCAGCGCAAUGACAGAAUGAAGAAGCUGAAUGAAGAAAAUAUGAAGAUGCUGCAGGAUAAACAGGAAGAAAGGAAUGAAAGGUGCAGGCAAAGAGCCCUGGCUGUCACCCAGAAAUUGGGUGUAAGAAAGCUCAUGACCAGACAAAAGCCUUUUGAGAAGCGCGUUGAGCCGAAGAUCUUUUCUGACGAGGAUGAAUUCUGUGCCUCCCUCUUCACUAAGGGCGUAGACAGUAUGGCCUCAUUUUGCCAGCCCAAAGACAAAACUAACACAGGGCAGGAUUCUCUGCAUGAGUUUUCCAGAGCAGAGGAUAAACUUGAGUACUCUGAACACAAGAAGCUGCAGCUACCUUACAGAAAGAUCAGUAAGUUCAAGCUGACCCUCGCCCCACCCGUUUCCACAAAAGAAGCACCAGUAGGGCUGCCCUGUCUCCCUGCUGGGGUGGAAGCGUCCCCCUACCGUGAUGAAGGUACAGGAGAAUCAUUGCCCAGAAACGGCACUGGUCAAAUCCGGGCCAUCAAGCCAUACUUGGAGCACAACAAGGUGCAGCUAACUUGCAAGGACAAAAGUAAGAUCGAUCUGCAGCCAACCCACCUCGCACCUAUUUCCACAAAAGGCAGUGGUCAGACCUGGGCCACUGAGCCUUACUUGGGAAACAACGAGCUGCUGCGUUUCCUCUCUCCCUACAUUUAAAUGUCUUCUUCUGGGUUUACUCCGGGCGCUCCGGUUUCCUCCCACACACAAAAAGCCAGGUUCUGUUGAUCAGACCUUUCUGUGAGGAAUUCAAAUUCUCCCAAUGUGUGGGUUUACUCCGGGUGCUCCGGUUUCCCCCCACAGUCUAACAAUGUUAGGUUAAGGUAAUUGGCAAAAAAAAA
Molecule: messenger RNA, 2169 nt
Organism: Sebastes umbrosus (honeycomb rockfish)
Lineage: Eukaryota; Metazoa; Chordata; Actinopteri; Perciformes; Sebastidae
Product: coiled-coil domain-containing protein 38-like
Exons: 1
Coding region: 5-1987 (660 amino acids)
Source: RefSeq, a predicted model, not a curated record